UCACCCCACGGUCCAUCAAAUUCAAUCUCUGUCUUCCGAAUUCAUAUCUGAAGAGAUCAGAGUUUUAGAGAAAAUGGAGAUAGCCCUGAGACUACUCGAUAGUAAGGUUGUGAUGGCAGUCGCGGUUGUAUUCUUUCUGAGGCUGGUGUUCCGGCUGUACAAUGCGCUCAUCGUGAAGCCGAGGAAACUCCGCCAGAUGCUCAAGGAGCAAGGGAUCGACGGGCCGCACCAAACUCUGCUGCUCGGGAACAUUAGGGAAAUAAGAAAGGCAAGGACCUCUAGUUCCCCGAAGGCCGCCCCGGGGGUGAAGCCCAUCCACCACGACUGCGCCGGGGCCCUCUUCCCGUUCUUCGAUCAAUGGAGGAAGCAAUAUGGUGAAAUGUUUGUGUUUGGAUUGGGUACCACACAAAUAGUGUACGUGACGCAGCCAGACGUGGUGAAGGACAUGACCACCUGCACCUCCCUCGACCUUGGAAAGCCGUCGUACCAGCACAAGGAGCGUGGCCCGCUUCUCGGCCAGGGCAUCCUCACCUCCAACGGCGCCGUCUGGGCGCACCAGAGGAAGAUACUCGCCCCCGAACUCUACAUGGAGAAGGUCAAGGGAAUGGUGGGUCUGGUGAACGAGUCGACAGCCACACUGGUGAAGUCAUGGAAGAGCCUUGUAGAGGACGGUGCGGGAGAGGCGGAGGUCAACAUCGACGAGCACAUGAGGAGCUUCUCCGGAGACGUGAUCUCGAGGGCCUGCUUCGGGAGCAACUACGCCAAGGGAGAGGAGAUCUUCGUGAAGCUCAGAGCUCUCCAGGAGGCCAUGUCCAAGAAGGUCCUGUCCACCGGCAUCCCCGGGAUGAGGUACAUCCCGACGAAGAGCAACCGGGAGGCGUGGGCCCUGGAGAAGGAGGUGAAGACGCUGAUCCUGGACGUGGUGAAGGAGAGGCAGGCGGCCGCCUACGAGAAGGACCUGCUCCAGAUGGUGCUCGAGGGCGCUAAGAACAGCGACCUGAGCCAGGAGGCCACCGACCGAUUCAUCGUCGACAACUGCAAGAACAUAUACCUGGCCGGGUUCGAGACGACCGCUGUAUCCGCCACAUGGAGCCUGAUGCUCCUCGCUGCCUACCCUGAAUGGCAGGACCGUGUCCGAUCUGAGGCCCUCGAGAUAUGCGGCGGCCGCCUCCCCGACUCCGACAUGCUCCGCAAGAUGAAGCAGCUCAACAUGGUGAUCCACGAGUCGCUCCGGCUGUAUUCCCCGGUGCCGGUUGUCUCGAGAGAGGCCCUAAAGAACAUGAAGUUCGGGGACCUCAAGGUGCCCGAAGGAGUAAACGUGUGGAGCCUGGUGCUGAAUCUGCACACUGACCCGGAAAUCUGGGGCCCAGACGCAUUCGAGUUCAAUCCCGAGAGGUUCGCCAACGGGAUUACUGGCGCGUGCAAGCUCCCCCACCUGUACAUGCCCUUUGGGGUCGGGCCUCGGGUGUGCCUCGGGCAGAACCUUGCGAUGGUAGAGCUCAAGAUCCUUCUGUCUCAGCUCGUGUGCAACUUCUCCUUCACCCUUUCCCCCAAGUACGUCCACUCCCCGGCUCUUCGGCUGGUCAUUGAGCCCGAAUUCGGUGUCGAUAUCCUGGUGAAGAAGUUGUGAUAGCCGUCAACCAUCGAGUUCCGAUCUAAAUAAUUCCAUAUCUAUCGAUCACACAAACCCUAUAUAGCUUUGUUUCACCCGUUCCUUUCGGUUUUUCCUUUUCCUUUUCCUUAAUCGGGCAUGGAGCACCCUUUUACUGUAUCAAUUGUUUUGAGUCUCUGUAAGUUCUAUACGCCAUCCAUUGUACAUGCGGGGCCCUAAUGAAAGAGAGAUGAUAAUUUCCAUUUUCUCUUUGGUUGAGUUGGACUGAUGGACCUCUUAAACGAGGGUUAUGGCAGUUCUGUAUUUGGUCUGGUUAGGAAAAAUUCCUCUCUUUUUUUUUUCA
Punica granatum (pomegranate) is the source of this 1955-nucleotide messenger RNA. Lineage: Eukaryota; Viridiplantae; Streptophyta; Magnoliopsida; Myrtales; Lythraceae. The record is from RefSeq and is a predicted model, not a curated record.